Messenger RNA from Penicillium subrubescens, 438 nucleotides. Its product is annotated as succinate dehydrogenase assembly factor 4. NCBI's taxonomy places the organism in Eukaryota, Fungi, Ascomycota, Eurotiomycetes, Eurotiales, Aspergillaceae. The record is from RefSeq and is a predicted model, not a curated record. The transcript has a single exon. Gene Ontology annotation, cellular component: mitochondrion. Bases 1 to 438 code for a protein of 145 amino acids. Gene Ontology annotation, biological process: mitochondrial respiratory chain complex II assembly.
AUGGCAUCCUCCCUGUUUUUGCGCCGCGUAUGCGCCCCUUCCUUCACGAGCAGACUUGCUACCCGAUCGCUCUCCACAACAGCCGUUCUGCGCCAAACCAGUGACGAUGGCAAACCCUCAAUCGGAUUCAAGCACUCUCCUGCGCCUCCACGUCUUCCCAAGGAAGAACAGGAAAUCUUCGAAGAACUCCAGCGCCGCUCCACCGGUGCAUUCAGCACACCCCAUGUCAACCAGUCACCACAGCCCGACGCCCGGCCCGAGAUCAAGGUCAACGGAAGUGGCGAGGAGCUUCACCCCGAUGCGCCGCAAGGUCUGAAGCCCGAAUUCGAGGGCGAGAAGAAUCCUAAGACGGGAGAAGUCGGUGGGCCUAAGAAUGAGCCUUUGCGAUGGGGAGCUGGUGGAGACUGGAGCUAUGGAGGCCGGGUGACUGAUUUCUGA